AUGCACGAAUUAGCCGGAGGUGCCUUUCCCAGUAUGCCGCAUACCAAUACCUACAGUGUUUCCGAGAAGCCGCUGGGAACAGCACGCCAUGUACGGAUUGUUACUAUCGGUGCAGGUGCCAGCGGUAUCAAUAUGAUCAGGACCUUGCGGGGGAAACUCACUGAUUACGAGCACGUGGUGUACGACAAGAAUCCGUCGAUAGGAGGAACUUGGUAUGAAAACAAGUACCCAGGUUGCGUGUGCGACAUUCCAGCCCACAACUAUCAGUUCUCAUGGAAUCAUAAUCCUUCAUGGAGUGGUUUCUUAGCGGGCACAGACGAGAUUGAGAGGUACCUCUGCAAAGUAUGCGAGGACGAGAAUAUGGGGCCAUCUAUCAAGACUUCCCAUCGCGUUACCAGUGCCAUUUGGAAUGAGAACAAGGCGAUAUGGGAGUUGCAGGUGGAAAACUUGGAGGAUGGGAAGACCUUCAGUGAUUCUUGUCACUUCUUGUUAAAUGCGACCGGGAUAUUGAAUAACUGGAAAUGGCCCAAUAUCCCCGGUCUGCAUGACUUCAAAGGUGAGCUUAUCCACACGGCAAAUUGGCCAAAAGGCUCCGAAUACGCCGGGAAGAAAGUAGCAGUUAUUGGAAAUGGUUCGUCUGGAGUUCAAGUAGUACCAGCUCUGCAACCGGAUGUAAAGGAGCUGGUGCACUUUAUUAGAUCCCCAUUAUGGGUUGUGCCAUCCCAGCAACAGCUACUCGCCCAGAAACCCAUUGAUAUUCUGCGCGACCUUAAAACGGACGGCAAUAAAUUUACAGCUGAGCAAAUCGAGAGGUUUAAUUCUGAUCCAGAUUACUAUCUCCAGUUUGUGAAGGCUGUGGAGGAGGAUAUUAACUCAAAAUUUCCUAUGCUCAUUAAAGGCAGCGAUGUAGCCAAAUACGCGACGAAAAUGGUCACUAUGUUCAUGGGAGCCGCUUUAGGUGGCAACCCAGAACUCAUGAAAGCACUUAUUCCCGACUUCGAAAUUGGAUGUCGACGACUCACACCUGCCGUUGGCUACCUAGAAUCACUUACAGCCAAGAACGUCCGCGUUGUAACAAAUCCAAUUGAAGAGAUUGUUGAGAAUGGAAUCAAGAUCAGCACAGGUGAAGUUAUUGAGGUAGACGUGUUGGUCUGUGCAACCGGCUUCGACGUCUCCUUUUGCCCACGCUUCCCGAUUAUUGGCAGGAAUGGCAACUUGCAAGAUCAGUGGGCUGAGGACUUGCCAAGGGCUUAUAUGUCUUCCUCAAUACCCGGGUUUCCAAAUUAUUUUAUGUUCCUCGGUCCAAAUGCCCCCAUCGGCCACGGCAGCGUCUUCACUAUCACUGAACAUAUCGCAAAAUACAUAAGCGGUAUAAUCCAAAAAUGCCAAACCGAAUCCAUCCUCUCCCUCUCGCCGCUCCCCGCCGCAGUUGAUGACUUCUACGAGCAUAUCAAUGCAUUUAUGCCGCGCACCGCGUGGUCAGGAACUUGUCGAUCGUGGUUCAAGAACGGGCUGGAGAAUGGGCCGGUGACAGCGCUGCAUCCGGGGAGUAGAAUCCACUGGUUUCACAUGUUGGAGCAGUUCCGGGGCGAGGAUUUUGAAUAUACGAGGGAAAGUAAGAAUCGGUUUGCUUACUUGGGGAAUGGGUUUUCAACCAAGGAAUUGGGCGAUGGGGACAAAACUUGGUAUUUGAACAAGUCCAGCUGA
Molecule: messenger RNA, 1707 nt
Organism: Venustampulla echinocandica
Lineage: Eukaryota; Fungi; Ascomycota; Leotiomycetes; Helotiales; Pleuroascaceae
Product: FAD protein
Exons: 5
Coding region: 1-1707 (568 amino acids)
Molecular function (GO): flavin adenine dinucleotide binding; NADP binding; N,N-dimethylaniline monooxygenase activity
Source: RefSeq, a predicted model, not a curated record